Molecule: messenger RNA, 1483 nt
Organism: Ceratosolen solmsi marchali
Lineage: Eukaryota; Metazoa; Arthropoda; Insecta; Hymenoptera; Agaonidae
Product: Protein kinase C delta
Exons: 5
Coding region: 1-1176 (391 amino acids)
Biological process (GO): protein phosphorylation
Molecular function (GO): ATP binding; protein serine/threonine kinase activity
Source: RefSeq, a predicted model, not a curated record
AUGGCGUGGGUCAUGCCAAUAAGCGCGCACGGGAAAGAGCGGCGAUGGGUGGGAUGGACGGGAUGGGACAGACAAGCAGGGAAAGCACCAUCCCAAUCCUCGGACAAUCAGCGAAACGCCGAGGCCGAACAUUAUCAGCAUAGCGGAAGGAUAACGCCGCCGGCGACGAAUCUGCCAAGAUUCAAGAAGUACGAAGUCACGGACUUUAAUUUCCUUAAGGUAUUAGGUAAGGGCAGCUUCGGUAAAGUUCUAUUGGCCGAGCUUCGAGGUACCGAGUGCGUCUACGCCGUCAAGUGCCUGAAGAAGGACGUGGUCCUUGAGGACGACGACGUCGAGUGCACCCUGAUCGAGCGGAAAGUCCUAACACUGGCGACCCGACAUCCCUACCUCUGCCAUCUCUUUUGCACCUUCCAGACCGAGUCCCACCUAUUCUUCGUGAUGGAGUAUCUCAACGGCGGCGACCUCAUGUUCCACAUCCAGAAGAGCGGCCGCUUCUCCGAGCCGAGGGCCAAGUUCUACGCGGCGGAGAUCUGGUCGGGCCUUAUAUUCCUUCACAAGAAGGGUAUCGUUUACCGGGACCUCAAGCUCGACAACGUACUCCUCGACUUUGAGGGUCACAUCAGGAUCGCGGACUUUGGCAUGUGCAAGCUACAGAUAUUCCUGGACAGGACUGCCGACACAUUUUGCGGCACCCCGGACUACAUGGCACCCGAAAUAAUAAAAGGACUGAAGUAUAAUCAAGCGGUGGAUUGGUGGUCCUUCGGCGUCCUCCUAUACGAGAUGCUGACCGGUCAGUCACCGUUUUCAGGCUGCGACGAAGACGAGCUUUUCUGGAGCAUCUGCAACGAGAGGCCGUUCAUUCCGCGCUACCUGAGCCAGAGCUCGACCGAUAUUUUGGUCUGCCUCCUGGAAAAGGACGCGGGCAAGAGAAUACCCGGCCACGAAAUCGCCUGCCACUCGUUCUUCUGUACGAUCGCCUGGGACAAGCUGGAGCGACGAGCGUUGGAGGCGCCCUUCAAGCCCGCGGUGGAGCAUACCCUCGACACGCGGUACUUCGACACCGCCUUCACCGCCGAGCGGCCCCGACUCACCCCCGUGCCCGACGAGAUUCUCACCUCCAUGGACCAAGCGGUCUUCCGCGGAUUCUCAUACACGAAUCCCAACGCGACCGACUGAGGCGAUCACCGGCGCUGGCUUCGACGUCGAGGUUGCCGCUCGCUGGCACACCCUGGAGCUACGCUCGAGCUUCUCUCGAGAGGAGGAGCGAGCAUUCCGGUCGUCGGCUGACCCCUUAAAUCAAGGGCCCAUCGAGACUUUCAUUCUGCCGCUCGUAACGGCUCGGUCGACCAUCGAGACAUAACGCGGAUACCGUUUCCACGAGGAUACCUAUCCCGAUGAAGUCAGACCCGCUUUCGGCUUCUUAGUGAUCUCUAGCCGAUAGCCCAUGCCGAUGCAAGCUCCCUGGAGGAGUUUUUUUUUUUUU